AUGGAUCAAACGUACAGAUCACUUGCAGACUGCAUCCUUAGCAAGUGGGAGGAAAAGAAAGCAAAAGCCGCUACCGCCAACGGCACCAAGAAUUCGACUCCUCGCCUCAUAGUUGCAGUAGCAGGCCCUCCCGGCUCCGGAAAGACAACAAUAGCCAACAAGGUUGUCGACAUUAUCAAUUCUUUACCAUCAAAGAGCCCCAAAACUAUUGUGGUAUCUGCCGACGGAUUCCAUCUUCCACUUGCCACUCUGCGAAAAUUACCCAAUGCUUCGGAAGCUCUUGCUCGCCGGGGAGCGCCCUGGACGUUUGACGGCCAUGCCGCAGUGAGCCUGGUUCGAAAGCUCAAAACAAGCACACGCGCCCAGCCGGUUCUCGCGCCCACUUUUGAUCAUGCAAUCAAAGAUCCAGUGUUAGAUGGAUUACUCAUAGAGGAGGACGUGGAUAUCUUGUCGACGACAAGUGGUUUGUCCAUGUGGAACCGGAUUUGGCCUGCAGGCGGGUUGCAUCACGGCAUCUUGCAGCUGGGAUUGAAACAACAAUGGAAGGAGCAGUUCAUCGAGCGAAAACAAAUGAUCUGGUGA
Trichoderma breve is the source of this 582-nucleotide messenger RNA. RefSeq lists its product as uncharacterized. Lineage: Eukaryota; Fungi; Ascomycota; Sordariomycetes; Hypocreales; Hypocreaceae. The record is from RefSeq and is a predicted model, not a curated record. Gene Ontology annotation, cellular component: cytoplasm. The transcript is spliced from 2 exons. Bases 1 to 582 code for a protein of 193 amino acids.